Messenger RNA from Leptonychotes weddellii (Weddell seal), 774 nucleotides. NCBI's taxonomy places the organism in Eukaryota, Metazoa, Chordata, Mammalia, Carnivora, Phocidae. The record is from RefSeq and is a predicted model, not a curated record.
GGAAGCGGCGAGGAUUAACGCUGGAUAAUGAGUGGAAGGUCUGGCCGAGAGGGGGUGAAAGCUGUGUCGGUCUGCGAUGGCAGUGGCCGGGACGGUGUGUCGGUGCAGGAAGGACCCUCAGGGGGCCGGGAUGCUAGUGGAAGUGGACCCCGACGGCGAGGGCGGCACCCAUGCAGGAGGCCUAGGAAUCAGGCUGGCCAGUUCAUCUCCGUGGUGACCCUCUUUGAGGUGAUGGCCAGGAGGAGCAGCUCCAUACUGGUACUGACCACUGCUGGGAGGGAUGCACGGGCUGGGCCCCCUCUGAGUACUGGCAAAACGGUCACUCCGGUGGGAGGUGGAGCCCAGCGCUGGGGUCACGGCCCUGGGGUCCCAGCCCCAGGGUCACGGCCUGCUCUGCUGGUAGCCAUGAAGCUGCUGACGGCGCUGGCCAGCGUGAACCAGGGCAUCUGCACAGGCAGGCGCACGGCCCAGCGGCUGUACGAGAUCGAGAGCAUCACAAAGCUCAAGGGCAGACACAAGUACUACAUGGAGCUGUUGGACCAGCGCAGACACCAGUUCCAGAACAAGCCGAUGGCCAUCGACAACAUCAUCUGUGCACUCUUUAAGAGGACAUUUGUGCCCCGCUACCGUGACAUCAGCUCGGACAUCCGUGUGAUCUGUAUGGGGGAGCUCGGCUGCUGGAUCAGGCUGUAUCCGGACAUGUUCCUGGACAACAACUACUUGAAGUACAUCGGCUGGAUGCUGUACGACAAGGGUUUGCAUCUGGGUCCCUAG